Molecule: messenger RNA, 6043 nt
Organism: Heterobilharzia americana
Lineage: Eukaryota; Metazoa; Platyhelminthes; Trematoda; Strigeidida; Schistosomatidae
Source: the annotation of a GenBank genome assembly
UUUGUAGUUUUGAUGUUUCGAGUUCACUUUCUAUUUGACUACAUACAGCACACUGUGAUGUAUAUGUGUUAUUUCUUAAUGGAUGACUGCAUUAUAUCUUGAUAACAGUUUCAUCAUUAUCAACAAGAAUAAUUGAAUUGAAUAAAACAAAUUAUCAUCAAUUUAUUAUUGAUCUCAUGUCCACUCCAAACGGUGGACUUGCACUGGCCUCAGCGUUAGCUGGUAUCUUAGGCUUACCAUUUUUACCAUCACCAAUAUUGUCAACAUCUUUAAAUAAUCCUACAACAACAACAACAACAAUAGUGGAUACAUCUACAGCUGUAUCAGAUAUGACAACUUUUUUCAAUCUCCAUCAUCAGGAAAAAGAUGAAGAACAACAACAUCAACAAUCUCAGUCGUCUAUCCUACCAUUAUGGCUUACUUCAUGUAAUUAUCAAAACUCUGACUGUAAAACUUCAAAUGGUCAAAUGGAUCCAUUCAGUCCAAUUAACACCAUUACUACCACUACCACUACUACUACUACUACUAUUGGUAAAAAUAAUGACAAUAGGAAUAAAACAUCAAAUAAUGAACCAUUGAAUAUUAAUUCACUUUACGAUACUACCAAUAUUGACUAUAAUAAUAACAAUAAUAGUAAUAAUAAUGAUAAUAUCAUUAAUAAUUUCUCAUUUAUUUUACCCUCUCAACAGACAUGCUCUGAUGUAUCCUCAGAUACAGGGUCUGUGCAAUCUCCAUACACUCCAGUACAACAAAUAAAUCAAUCUGGCAAUUCGAAUAUGAUUGAUUCAACAUAUUCAUCAAAUCAUCAUCAUCAUCAUCAUAAGUUGACAGCUUCAUCAAUAAUGACGACACCAGUAACAUCAGGGAUAACAACAUCAUUAAAUCUUGAUACUUCUACUAUGAAUAGUGUUAAUGAACGUGAUCGUAAACAACGUGAAUUUAUACCAGAUUCUAAAAAAGAUGAUAAAUAUUGGGAACGUCGACGUAAGAAUAAUGAAGCAGCUAAACGUUCUCGUGAAAAACGUCGACAAAAUGAUAUACUCAUGGAAUGUCGUAUUAAUCAAUUGAAUGCACAAAAUCAAAAACUUCAUCAUAAUCUAUUAGAGUUGAAAUUACGUUUCGGUGUACCAUUAGAUGAUGAAGAUAGAAAAUUUAUGGAUAAUUUAUCAUCAUCUUCACCUAAUGGAGGAUAUGAUGAUCAUAAUACUAAUGCUAAUAAUAACAAUAAUAAUAAUAAUAGUGAUACUGAGAUGAAAUAUUCUGAAGUUGAUUGUUGUAUGCUAUCGACAACAAAAUCACGAAAUGAUUCAUUAUCUAUAGACGAUUCACAGAAUGAGAUAAUUGUAAAAGGUGAUACAUUAUCACCAAUGUCUUCUUUAACGACAGGACAACUGCCAACAUCUACAAUGACAGUGACACCAAUGACAGCGACAAACCUAAUGAUACCAUCAUCAUUAUCCUCAUCCUCAUUGUCAAUGACAACAACACCUUCAUCAUUAUCAUCUUUGCCAACUUCAUUACAACAAUCGAAUAUGAAUGGGAUUCAAAUGAAUUCAGAUCAAAUGAGUAUCAAUCUGAUGACUACAUGCACAACACCAUCAAUUGUGCCUAACACUCAUUCAAUACCUAGUAAUCUCCUUUUCCCUCAGUUAAAUUCAUUAGAUAAUACAGAUUUGUUAACAUUGAAACGUAUAUUUUCUAGCCUAGGUGUCGGAUGUUUAUCACCAACUACCUCAUCAGUGAACCAUCCAUCCACGACACCGUUAAUUGCUGCAGCAGCAGCUGCGGCAGCUGCUGCAGCUGUUGCCUCAAAUGGUGGCAUUCCUUUAUCACCGAUCCCUGGUAACACUUGUACCAGUGUAUGUACAACAUCUACAAGUGUACCAUUUAAUAACUUAACAUCAUUGAAUGCAACAGCUGCUAUGUUACUCAGACAAGCUGCUCUAAUACCACCAUCUACCCCUCCACCUCCAUCUCUUCCUCAUCCUCCUCUUCAACAUCAGGUUACCACUAGUAAUUGUGGAUCAAAUGAGAUUAAUUCAAGUCUGCCUAACAAAUUGCCAACUUCAACAUCAGUAUUACCAUUGGGCAGUCGGUGUUCAUCAGUACCCAUGGUGAAAUCAGAUAUAUGCCAUAAUUCAAAUGAGUAUUUCGAAUCUCCACUAGAUCUCAGUCUUUGUUUACACGUGAAAACAGAGAAUAACAAUUCUGAACUUGUUCUAAGCGAUUCAACCAUCACAUCGGAUUCAAUGACUAUGGAUAAACGUUAUCAAGAUCGUCGACGUCGUAAUAAUGAAGCCGUACGUCGAUGUCGUGAAAAUAAACGAGCACGUAUGCUAGGACGUACAGAGACAACAGAAAAACUGCAUAAUGAAAAUCGUUGUCUACGUAGUGAACUAAGUGGAUUAAGUAUGGAAGUGAAAGCUUUACGUAGACUACUUUCAGUCAGUGGAAAACAAUCGAAUACACCAUCUGAUGAUAGUAGUAAUACUAAAACCAAACAGAACACUAAUAAUGGGAUUAGUAUGGAUUAUUUCAGUGAUGAUGAUAAUGAUGACAUAUCAUCAGUGACGAGAAAACUAUCAAAGAGGGUAAGAACAAAACUAGACUAUCAUAAGUCUAAAAAUUGUUUCUCAUUCUCAUCAUCACCGCUUCAUCCACCACCACCACCACCACCACCACCCUCUUCAUCACCACAACCAUCAACAGUAACAAUGAUAAACAAUUCAAUUGUAGAGGCAAAUUGUCCUUCAACAUGUUACAAUGAUGAUAACAAAGAUAAUCAUUGUAGUAUCACUCAAGAUUAUGCCAACAACACUGAUGUUGAUGAUGAGAUGAAAGUUAUCAAAGAGAAUGUGGACGAUGAUAUUGAAAUGCCCAUAUUAACUAUGAAUGUAAAUAAUACUUCUAGUGAUGAAUUACAAAGUAAACAUGAAAAACAUAUCGAUUAUUUCAAGAAUACAUCAUCCUCAUCAUCAAAUUGUUUAGAUGAUCACCUCAGUAAUAAAAUCGAGCAACCAUCAUCACAUGAGAAACAUUCCAGUAAUAUUAAUCCAACCGAGAUGACCAUUCCUGCUGAACAGUUAACCACUAUGAAUACCCUUGCUAGUACUACUAGUAGUAAUGUCAGUAGUAAGAAUGAAUUAACACCAAUAAUUGAUAAAUGUCAAUCAGAAUUAAUUGAUCACAACGAAAAUGUGCUUACUUCUAAUCCUUCUAUGAAUACAAAUGUCAAUAGUAGUGAAGACAGUAAUCAAACUGUUCUCAUGGCAGCAACAGUAGCUGAUGUAUUGAAUUGUGUACAUAAUGAUACGAAUAGUUCUAGUAAUCUUGAUGAUAAUAUAAAUAAUAAGACAGAUGAUAAUGAACAACCGCCACCUCUUGUUAUUCUACGUGGACGUCGACGUACUACACUGAAAUCAUCAAUUCCAAGUAAUAAAACCUUGAGAAGUAAUGAUAUUAAUCAUCACACAAAUCAUACUACUGACACAACAACUACUGAUAUUACUCUUACUAGUAGUAGUAGUGGUAAUGUGAAGGAUGAUAAUACAGUGAAUACAUCUCUCCUUUCUGGUAUCCAUCAUACACAUUCUGUUAUAUCACCAUCUAAUAAUAAUGAGAAUAGUGCUCAGGAUUCACAUAUACUGUCUGAGAAAUCUAUUUACUUUCAAAUAAACAAAGAAUAUACGACAACACGAAAUUCAGGGAAAGAAGAUAGUAUUUUAACUUAGGCAUUUAUUUGUUUCAUUAUUUACCGUAUUUCUACUUACUACUACUAGUAUGAAAUGAGUAGUAUUUUUUUUGGGUUUUUCUUCUUUUAUGUUAUCAUUAAUAUUAAUAUUUAUUACUGUUGUUAUAUAUAUUACUAUUUUCCAUUUUUAAACUGGUUUUUAUACACACAUUAUAAUUCCAAACUUAUUCAUUCCUAUUACUUUCUGGAGUUUUUUUUCCCAGGUUUCGAUUAUCUACACACAUCAUUAGUCUGUCUAUCUACUCAUUUUAUCUUCAUUUUUUAUUUAUUCAAUGAAGGGCAUCAUUUAAAUUUCGCGUGUUUUGAUACCUUUUUCUUCCUCCAUCUUUUUAUUGUCCUUUGUGUUCAUAUUGAACACAUUGAACCAAUUUAUUUUUUUUUCACCACCUGUUGAAUCAUUGAAUGGUAUUCUUUUUUGAAAGAUGAUGCUGAUUGGCUGAAUAAUUCAGUGAGAAAUUAACAAAAGUAUGCUGUCAGUUGAAACAAUUUCUUCCUUGUUUGCUCUUUGAAAAUUUCUUUCUUUGGUUCAUUUCAUCUUGAUUCUUUCUUCGUCUUUACAAUGUUUAUCUAUGGGAUGUUCCAGUUGAUGGUUUUGCUAGCUCAUUAUUGGUACUUUGAGCUUGUUUGUACACCUUACAGUUGAACAAUUUAUUCCCAUCUCUUGAUCCCUACUAUUCUUAACAACAAUGAUGAUAACAAUAAACAGGUGAUACUGCUAUGGAUAAAGUGUAUUGACACAUAACGAUGAGUUGAUUGACUAGUAUUGCGACUACUACUACUACUACUUAUACUACUGAUGACGAAAAUAAGUAGUAACUACCAUCCGUUAUUCUUAUUCUUAUAAUAUGUAUUUUUACCCCGUGUAUUAUUGUUUUGUCUUUUGCGAAGAAUGCAGAUGGCAGACUGAACUAGUUGAUGACAGAUAGAAGCAAUGUGUUCCAGAGAAAGAAUAAAACACCGAUGAACAAAUUCGCUCAUAUCCCAUGACAUGUAGAGAUAAUUUACACAAUAAAUAAAUAUGAAUAUGUUAUGAACCCCAUGAGCAAGCAAGAAUAGUAGCGUCUUAGUUUAUGCUUCCCUUUUCUACGAAACGUAUUGAUCUUCUUUUUUCCCCCUGUUGUUUUUAUCUUUCUAACAAUAUUGAAAGGUGUUCCUGCAUUGUAGUUGACGUUGUUGCCAACGAUCGGAUAUAUGAAUUACCUCAAAUUCUAAUGUAUCAACGAAGUCAUUUAUGCACUAUUCAAUUGAUUUGUUGCUUGUUCAUUCUUUAACAACCUACUUUCAUUCCUCAUCAUCUUUAAAUCAUUCUCUUUGUCAUUUAAACAUCUCCGUUUUAUGCGUAGAGUGAAUGGUACAGUUGAAAAGCCAGCAGCAUUUUUGUUUUCUUUUCUUGUCUAGGUCUAUCUGUAAUAGCUGCUAAAAUAGCAGAUAAGCAUAUUUUUUAUUGUGAAGAAAAGUGAAAUUGUAAUAAUGAAGAAAUAAGCGCCAGUUAUGUUGUUCACCGCCUCUUUCUAUGUAUCUGUGUCUUUUUACAUAUAAAAAUGUGUGUGUGUAUGUGUGUUUUGAUGUUUAGAAUACUUUCAGGUAUCCUCUCCGCUCUCCCCCCCCACCCCUCUUUAUCUUCUUAUCCUUAGUAUUCACGUCUUGUCUACAGCUCUGUUACAUCUGUAGGCCUUCAUCUGAGAGUGUAUACCAAAACAUAUUACUAUUAGGUAAUUAUUAAUGAUUACCACUAUUAUUUUCUUAAUUUUUAUCUACUACUACUUAUCAAUAACGUGCUCAUACAUUCCUAUGGGUUGUUUGCUUUCUCGAAUUCCAAAUGAACCCAACUACUGACACAUAGACACACACACACACACAUACACAUCACAGAGUAGUAGGUCAAUUUGAAAAGGAAUUAUGUAUUUUUAGACUAUUUGCACGAUGUUUGUAAUAUCAUAAUUGAUUGUUUGUGUUCCUAUGUCCCCCUUCCUUCAGCUGCCCCGUCUAUCAUAUGUACGUUUGCAGUAGCAAAUAGAACGGGAACAAUAACAUCAAUAACAAAGUUAUUAUGAUAUCAUAAACUGUGCAUUUUAUCACCGGUGUUUUGUGAUGCUGAUAACGAUGAUUAGUCUUUAUUCUGUGUAUUCGUGUAUCUAUCUAUCUAUCUAUCCUCUUUAACUAUUUCUCAUUCAAUGUGCUCAACAUCCCCCCUUUGUUUGUAUCAUUCCUGUUUUAUUUCUUUUGUUAUUAUUGUUAUUAUUAUUAUUAUUAUCAUUAUUGAAUAAUAAUAAAACUUUUCGUUUUUUAUAA